This is a messenger RNA of Gadus chalcogrammus (walleye pollock), 1422 nucleotides long. RefSeq names its product creatine kinase S-type, mitochondrial-like. Gene Ontology annotation, cellular component: mitochondrion. NCBI's taxonomy places the organism in Eukaryota, Metazoa, Chordata, Actinopteri, Gadiformes, Gadidae. Gene Ontology annotation, biological process: phosphocreatine biosynthetic process. The record is from RefSeq and is a predicted model, not a curated record. The transcript has 10 exons. Bases 79 to 1326 code for a protein of 415 amino acids. Gene Ontology annotation, molecular function: creatine kinase activity.
UCAGGACGUAGCUGCAAGAACUUCACCUGCGCACCCUCUCCUUCGCAUCCUCAGGUGCAACCCUACUGCAUUGUAACCAUGGCAACCCAGUUCACCCGCAUGCUGGCCGGCCGCAACACGGCGGUGGUGCUGGCCAGCCUGGGAGCCGGUACACUGGCAACGGGUUACCUCCUAACGGACAGCACCGCGGCUGCUGAGAGGAGGAUGCUCUACCCCCCCAGCGCUGACUUCCCUGACCUGAGGAAGCAUAACAACUGCAUGGCUGCAUCGCUGACCCCAGCCAUCUACGCCCAACUGAGGGACAAAAGCACCCCCAACAACUGGACCCUGAACCAGUCCAUCCAGACCGGGGUGGAUAACCCAGGACACCCCUUCAUCAAGACCGUGGGCAUGGUGGCGGGAGACGAGGAGACCUACGAGGUGUUUUCAGAGAUCUUCGACCCUGUCAUCAAGGACAGGCACAACGGCUAUGACCCCCGCACCAUGAAGCACCCCACAGACCUUGACUCCUCCAAGAUCACCUCGGGCGUGUUUGACGAGCGCUACGUGCUGUCGUCGCGCGUCCGCACCGGCCGCAGCAUCCGGGGACUGAGCCUGCCGCCCGCGUGCUCGCGCGCCGAGCGCCGCGAGGUGGAGCGCGUGGCGGUGAUGGCGCUCUCCGGGCUGAAGGGAGACCUGGCCGGGCGCUACUACAGCCUGGGAGACAUGAACGAGAGGGAGCAGCAGCAGCUCAUCGACGAGCACUUCCUGUUCGAUAAGCCUGUGUCACCACUGCUCAUGUCCGCUGGAAUGGCCAGGGACUGGCCUGAUGCUCGUGGGAUCUGGCACAACAACCAGAAGAACUUCCUGAUCUGGAUCAACGAGGAGGACCACACCAGGAUCAUCUCCAUGGAAAAGGGAGGCAACAUGAAGAGGGUGUUUGAGAGAUUCUGCAGGGGACUCAAACAGGUGGAGCAGUUGAUCCACGAGAGGGGCUGGGAGUUCAUGUGGAACGAGCGUCUGGGUUACAUCCUCACCUGCCCCUCCAACCUGGGCACCGGGCUCAGGGCCGGAGUGCACGUCCGUCUGCCCAACCUCAGCAAGGAUCCUCGAUUCUCUAAGAUCCUGGAGAACCUGAGGCUGCAGAAGAGAGGCACGGGGGGGGUGGACACAGCUGCGACCGGAGACACCUUCGACAUCUCCAACAACGACCGUCUGGGCAAGUCUGAGGUGGAGCUGGUCCAGCUGGUGGUGGACGGGGUGAACUACCUGAUCGACUGUGAGAAGAGACUGGAGAGGGGUCAGGACAUUAAGAUCCCCUCUCCCCUCGCUCAGUUCAGACGGUGAAGGCCCCCCUCCAGCAGCUAGGGGGACGGACGCACGAGCUCCAACCGAUGAAACUAUCAGCUGCUAACCCUGUACAUGAAUUCUAACUAAUAAAGU